Molecule: messenger RNA, 4304 nt
Organism: Strongylocentrotus purpuratus (purple sea urchin)
Lineage: Eukaryota; Metazoa; Echinodermata; Echinoidea; Camarodonta; Strongylocentrotidae
Exons: 21
Coding region: 274-4257 (1327 amino acids)
Cellular component (GO): centriole
Source: RefSeq, a predicted model, not a curated record
GUUCGUACGUGGAGGGUAUUCGCGCGUUUUUAACGCGAAACUGCACUCCUAGUGCAUUGAUCAUGUUGAUAUUCUCACAUGUGGCUGAACUUCAUGUUUUUGCUUGAGACUAUACCAUACACUUUACUUCAUUUAUUCGUAAUACACCACGGCCAUCCAUGUAGGACAUCUGUACUACCACAUCUAAUAAUUAGAAGAUUGGAAUAAUGAUGAAGGAACCAAACUGAGUCAAUCAUCUUCACUUCUCAGAAAUUAACAUUUAACCGUACUUUCAUGAUGGCAGAAAGGCUAAUGGAGAAAAAUUUCCAUCAAGAUGACAACAUCUUGCAGACGUCCGAAGAAGAAGAAUCUGACGAUACCAGUGCAUGGGACAGUGACCCUGUGACCCAGAGGUCAAAGAGACAGUAUCAUCCAGUCAGAGGUCAUUCAGUCAGAGGUCAUCCGGUCAAAGGUCAACCAGGAGGUGCCAAUCAGUCUGAUGGGAGCGAGGGGGAACCAGAGGCUGAUUCGAACAGGGAUGGUGAAGCCCUGAAUGACGAGAUGCUCAGAGGUGCUACGGAUGAGAAAGAUGAGGUGGAGACGGGAAGUGAAAGGAGGACAGAAGAGAAGAGUGUUUUGAAUGGCGGUGAACUUCAAGCUCGGAUGAAUGGAAGUGGACAUCAACAGAGAAAAUACAGUGAUAGUAGAGAUGAUGAUUAUGAUGAAGAGGAGGAGGAGGAGGAGGAUGUUGAUGGAAGCACAGAAACAGAUGAAGAUGGAGAGAAAUACUUGGGGACGGCAUCUUCAAAUCUUUACCAGCGAAGAGAGGAGCAGUAUAUGAUUGAAAGCUGGAGGAAUCAAGGGAUGAAGGAAAACCGAAUGGAAGAGGAAGAAGAAGACAUCGAGGAGAUAAAUCUUAGCAGAGAAAGCCAAUUCCAGCAGUCUAGGGCGAUGUACCUGCCCUCCUUCGGCUUCCUGGGACCCACCUCCCAUGGUCCCACGUCACUCAAUGCCGUCAUGGGAGAUCUCUUCGGCGGAGCACCCAGUCUGGACAUCAACGAACCUGAUUCAGGGAGCGACUUCGCUGCUGGGAAAGAGAGCUUGCAGGACAUGGAGGAAGGACUCACUGAUGAUGAUCAUGGAAGUCAAGCAAGCAGAGAAGCCAAACAAAGAGAAGAGGAUGAGAACCUUGCCGAGCUGUUUGCAACUCUGAGACAGCAGCAUGAAGAACAGAUGCGAGACCAGCAGGAUCAUCAUAGAAAACAGCUUCAAUGGCUCAAGGAUCAACUCCUCAGUGGAGAAAAGAAUGGCAGCUUCCAAAAUGGUGCUUUGAACCAUGAACCUGCUACAUCUUGUGUCCGACCACAUGUCCAGGGCGCUAGCACAGAGGAAGGGGAUAGUGGUGAAGCUCAUUCUCAAGAAAUAGACACAAUGCGUACAUCUGUAGGCCAGGUGAACAUGGAAGAGGUGCCACUCCUUGACCAGUUGGACGACACCUCUGAGACGUCCACCUAUGUGUCCGGCUCACUGGACAACACCCAGAUGACCACAUGGUCAGAUGUCCAUGAUCAGAAGCAGGGCCAGUCGGGUGAGGGCCAGAGGAACCCACAUCAACAAGCAGCUACUGCAACCGAGGCAGCCAUUCUGCAGCAGAUGCAGCGCAACUUUGAGUUGGAGCAAGCCGCCCUUCAGCAGGAGUACCAGACCCAGGUCAACAAGUUACAGGAAGAGUGGUUGAGCCAGCAACAGCUGCAGACACACCAGAGGCAUCUUGUGGAGGAUAUGUUGCAACAGCAAGAGAAGAGGCUGGAACAGAUGACACCAUCUCAGAAAGAUGCAGAUGAAACCAGUUCCGUCUACUCAGACUUCACCUACUGGAGGCUGGAGGAAGGAGAUACCUACAAGGACCUGCCCCAUUCUAAGCCUAGGGGAGGACAGCCAUCCCUAGAGAGGGACUCUCUCCUGUCAGAUGAUCCACUCUCGGCACAGAACACCCCUCGAGAUGAAAUGGUAUCAUCUAAGCACCAAGGGAAGGGCUCGAAUGGAGCCAAGCUUGUGGAAAGUCCAAGAACAUCGUCAAACCGCAUGGAUCUCCAGGAGAAGUAUUCCCGGCACAUCGCUGACAUGGAAGCUUACUACGAAGGAGAGCUGGAGGACCUCCGUAAGCAGCUGGCUCAGGCCAGGCUAGCAUCAUCUGUCACCAGGCCUGGAAUGGGAGAGGAGCUGGUAGGAGCAGAUGCUAGCGAGCUGUAUCGGCAUUGCCAGGAGCUCCAGACUAAUCUCACUGCUGCUAAUAGUCGGAUACAGGACUUGGAAAAUACUGUGAAGGCCCUUGAAGCGAGACUGUUGGAGUGGCCAGACAGGUACAGCCUUGCUAACAACACCAUUGAGACCCUCCAGAAGAGAGCCGAUGACCUUCUGCGUCUGGUCAAGAAAAGAGAAGAUGACUUCAGCAAACUGGACAGUGGGAACAGAAAGCUGCAGUAUGCACUGCUUGAUGCACAAGAGCAGCAACAAUCCCAGCUGACUGAAGGCAAGAGGGAACAGGCCAUGCUAAGCAAGUUGAUAGCACAGUUCACUCAACUGACAGAGCAACAUGAUAAUACACAGGCUGAGCUGCUGAAGGUCCAAAUGAAACUAGAUGAGGCAAACUUGUUGAUUGGUGAUUUGAAGAGGACGGCUGUACGACAGGAGCUUGAGAUCAACCAGCUAGAAGGAGAAAAGAAGAAACUCCGUGAUCACCAUGACGACCUCCGUCUCAUGGCCAGCCCCUUUCCCUCUCGCCCCCUCCCAUCCACUCUCCUCCCGUCCAGUCCCCAUCUCCAAGAUGGGCUAGGUGAGAUUGAGAAGUCUGAAAAGGAUCAUUCUAAUGUGAACAACUUCUUGACAAGCCCCAAUGAGACAAGACCCAAUCUCUCCGAGGGCAGUUCACAUCACGAAGCAACAACACCAAAGAGCCCGUCAAGUGUAGGAGACAGCUUACGUCUGAGUGUUGAAGACCGGAAAUUUCUUCGGUCAGGAGCAGACUACAACAUCUUGACCGGCCGGAAUCCAGUCCAAAAGACUCCAACCAUCGAUCUAUCUAUUAACACUAAUACAAGCAGUACUAACGAGCAACCUGAUGUCAUAUCUCCAAUCCAAACUACGACCUCACCGCGUGACGGGCUCCAAGCUCCCUUCGACACUGACCUUGAAGAGCGCCCUCUGUCGCCGAUGAUGAAAGCAGCCGCGCAGUUUGACAGAUGGCAGAGCAGUGGCAAGUCACCACGUGGCCAAUUUAAAUUCAGUCCCCCGUCCACCGAGCAGAGAUUUGGUUCCAGCAUGAACAAUACAGAGAUACCAGUGAGAGAUGUACCCAUGAGGAAGAUGGACAAGAAUGGUGACCAAUUAGUUCUGUAUAAAAAGAGGACAAAGGAUGCUAAGAGUGGUGGGAGAAAGGAUCGAGGUAAGCAAAUUGAGAGUCGUGUUGAGAAUGUCAGACUGAGGGUUUCAGCAGCACCUGUUCUGGACAGAGAGAAGGAGAAGUCCACUAGGAGUGCGUCUUACAAGAAACCUUCAACAAUCGCAGAUAUCAUCCAACCUGGAAGAAACAAUGACUCGAGCCUCCACGUCUGGGCCUUGCAUCAAAGCCCGGACAGUAAGACCAGGAACUCUAAAGGUAGCCCAAGACAAGCGGUAUCGGUCUCGCCAAGUCAGGCCGCUCGUAAGAACCUGGCGAAAUAUUCUGUAAAGGAUGGAAGCGGUAGUGGUGGUGCAGGAGGAGGAAGCGAGAGGAAGAAGAGAACAAGUCCCAGGAGGAAUCUGUCCGCCAGCUUUCAAGCGUCGGAGAAGAAGCAGAAGGAUGGAAGGAAUCUGAGGGAGGGAGAGAUGAGCAGCAAGGCAGUCCAGACACCAGGUGCAGGUGAAGACUCGCUAGAGGCUACUCUGCAGAAUGUCCGAGAUGGUCAUGUGAUCACCAGAGCAGACUGGGAGAAUGGCUUUGCAGAGAGUAGAAUGGCUGCAAACAGGAAUGCCAAAAGGGUGACUUCCAAGACAGCCGAGACACCAGAGGCCAUUUUGAAGAGGCUGUCUAAAGAGAGCAAGAAACUAGAUGAUCUCAUGCUAGAGAAAAGAAAGUUGGAGAGUGCACUAUCUCACUUACCGAACUCAGGGCCAGCCAAUGCCAAGAGAAUUGAACAACAGGAAAGACUGGAAGAGAGGCUAGACCAGGUUACCCGAGAGCUUGGAUCGGUCCGCAUGCUCCUCCGCAAGUACAAUGCCCUCAACAUGUCAUUUUAGGCCAGUCCGUCCAAUACAUCCCCAUCGCUCUCUCGUCGUUUGCUCUU